Messenger RNA from Brachypodium distachyon (stiff brome), 1440 nucleotides. Its product is annotated as transcription factor VIP1. The transcript has 4 exons. The record is from RefSeq and is a predicted model, not a curated record. Bases 163 to 1185 code for a protein of 340 amino acids. Gene Ontology annotation, biological process: regulation of DNA-templated transcription. Lineage: Eukaryota; Viridiplantae; Streptophyta; Magnoliopsida; Poales; Poaceae. Gene Ontology annotation, cellular component: nucleus. Gene Ontology annotation, molecular function: DNA-binding transcription factor activity.
GACUCAGCUCUUGCUUUUACUCCUCUUCUCUUCUUCCCCAACCAACCUCACGAGCUCAAGCUCAAGCUCACCGCAGCAGCUACCCGACGCCCUCGCUCACCUACCUUCUUCCCCAUCGAGGCAUCGAACCCAGAGCACAAGCCCUCGCCUGUGAGCGGCAGCAUGGACCCGCGGUUCCCGCCGCCGGCGCCGGCUGGAGGAGGAGGAGAGCGGGGGCACCACCGGCGGGCACAGUCGGAGACGUUCAUCCGGUUCCCGGACGCGGCUGACCUGCUUCUGGACCCGGACAGCGACGACUUCUCCUUCUCCGACCUCGACUUCCCCUCCCUCUCCGACGACUCCGCCCCCGCGGCCUCCUCCGCCGCCCCGCCGCAGGGGCUUCCUCCGACGCAUGGAGGGACUGUUUCCUCCUCAUCGUACGCGCCGCGGCCGCCUGGGGUGUGUGGGGGCGGCGCGCACGUGCGGAGCCUCUCGCUCGACGCCGCCUUCUUCGACGGGUUGCAGCUGCAGGGGGGAGGGGGAGGAGGGGGGUUGGCUGGGCAUAAGAGGAGCGGGUCCAUGGACGGGGCCAGCUCGCCGUCCGAGGGCGAGUCCGCGCUCUCCGGAGGUGCCCUGCCGGACUACGCCAAGAAGGCCAUUCCCGCCGAGCGGCUCGCCGAGCUCGCGCUCCUCGACCCCAGGCGCGCCAAGAGGAUUCUGGCCAACAGGCAGUCGGCGGCGAGGUCCAAGGAGAGGAAGAUCAAGUACACCGGCGAGCUGGAGAGGAAGGUGCAGACGCUGCAGACAGAGGCGACUACGCUCUCAGCCCAGCUCACGCUUCUUCAGAGGGACACUUCUAGUUUAACUGUUGAGAACAGGGAGCUCAAACUCCGAUUGCAGUCCAUGGAAGAACAAGCUAAACUUCGAGAUGCUCUGAAUGAUGCCCUGAGAGAAGAAGUCCAGCGGCUCAAGAUAGCGGCAGGUCAAGCUCCAAACAUGCACGGGAACCCCUUCAACGGAGGACAACAACAGAUGCAGCAGCAGCAGAUGCCAAACUAUUUCUCGCAGCAGCAGCAGAUGCAGAUGCACUACUUGGGCGGCCACCAAGGUCAGCAUCAGAACCACCAGAACCAUCAGCAGAGUUCUUCGAAUGGAGGCCAGUCGCUGAGCGGGCAGUCCCUAAGUGACUCCAUGGAUUUCAUGUGAGGAGGAAAGCCUGGGCAACCUAGCUGUAAAGAUAACUGAUGUAUACCGUUUGCACAUGAAUCAUUCCUAGGGUAGCUAGUUGUUAUUUGUACCAUUAAUCCAAACAGAAAAAGAAUCAUCCGUGUAUCCAGUUGGCGACCUCUUUGGUCGUGCAUGCCUGAACUCUGAAUGAAAGCAUGCUUAACAUGUUGCCUGUAGCUUUUACCCUGUGAAGAUGUUACGGUGAAUGGAAUUGCCUGUUGGAGUUCUUUCUUC